AUGGCUGCUGUGCCGUCAGAUCCUCCAGCUGUGGCCACCACCACCACCACCACCGAUCCGGCUCCAACGAACGGCGAUGCCAAGAAUGCAUCCGACUCCACGGAGACAGCUACCCACGUCACGGAGCCAAACGUUACAACAACAACAGCAACGGAGGAGUUGAAGGCGGCUUCGGAGCCUAAGGCCACAGAGGACACAAACGGACUGUCUUCGUCGAAUGGUCACGAUGCGACGGGGGACGAACCGAAGCCUAGUCUACCUCCUCGGCCGGCAUCAAUAGAUGCCAGGGAGGGGCUGCCGCCCACCGACCAGUCUGUACAACAACCACCCAAUACCGCCACGACAACGAGCACAAGGUCGCCAAGGACCUCUACGACCCAAGGCGCCGACACGGCAGCGACCUCGAUAGAAAUCGACAACACCAAACCCGCCGACUUUGAGGGCGAAAUUUCCACCAACAACGACCUACCAACGCCCCAGAUUCUGAAGAAGAUCGAGAACUACGUAGUGCUAGACCGUCAUGGAAAGAGCCAUACAUUUAAGAGCUUAUACACUGGUCGCAAUGUCGCGAGGCGAGUCCUCGUCAUCUUCAUCCGCCACUUCUUCUGCGGCGAAUUCCUACGAUCUCUCUCGGAAUCGAUAACCCCCGACGCCCUAUUGGGUCUUCCCAUGAGCACAUUCAUUACCGUCGUCGGCUGCGGCAACCCUGGCCUGAUCGAAAUGUACCUCCAUGAGACGGGCUGCCCCUUCCCCGUCUACACCGAUCCCACGCGACGUCUCUUCGACACCUUGGGCAUGACGCGCACCCUUGCGCUAGGAGCUCGACCGGCCUACAUGCGCAAAUCCAUGCUCAAAUCAGCCGCCGAGAGCGUAUUCCAGGGGCUGAAGCAGGUCAAGAGCGGUCUGGCCACAAAAUCUGGCGACCACAGACAAGUCGGCGGCGAGUUCCUCUUUGAACCCCUCGAGCUCGUCACCCCCGUUUCGACACCAUACGCCGAGCGGCAGAUCGAGGAAGCCAUGACGUCCAAGAAGAAUAGCAUCGACAACAAGGAGGGCAUCGACGGAGAGGGCGGCGACGACUUUGAGCCGGAGGAGAAGAGAGUGACGUGGUGCCACCGCAUGCGCUCCACGCGAGACCAUGCCGAAAUACCCGAGUUGAUGGAAAUUCUCGGACUAAACGGGUCCGGAAAGCCUCCCGCUCAUGAGAACAAGAGGUGGUCCAGGGCGCUAGAGACGAGGAAGGGGACUGGGUUGAGCAUGGCUAGCCAGAUGAGCAAGUUGAGCGAGCAGGAGCGAGCAUAG
Molecule: messenger RNA, 1302 nt
Organism: Colletotrichum fioriniae
Lineage: Eukaryota; Fungi; Ascomycota; Sordariomycetes; Glomerellales; Glomerellaceae
Source: RefSeq, a predicted model, not a curated record